AUGUGCCGGCUCCUGAACUUCCUGCUGGCUCUGCUGAGCCGCUUCCUGUUCGCGUUGCACGGGGCGGUGACGGUGUGGCGCGUGGUGGCCGUUAAAGAGGAGCCCCUCUAUUGGCUGCUGCUGACGGGCGUCGCUCUGCUGGGCGUGGAAAUGGCCGUCACUCUGAAGUGCACCCGAAACGCAGAGUGGAAAUGGUUCUCCCCCAUGGUUUUCCUCUACCUCAGUACUGUCAUCCCGUCCAUUUGGUUCCUGGAGCUGAGCCUGCUGCAGUCCAAGCUGCCUGUCAACAAUUCCUCAGGCCCCGAGCUUCAUUUGCUGGCUCGCAUCCCGAUCACAGAGGCCAUCGUGGAGCUGGACCCGGAGAACUGGGUAGCUGGCCUGGAGCAGACAAUGCUCAUAGUGUUGGUUCUGGGACGCUGGCUGAUGCCCAAGGGGGACAUGUCCCGUGACCAGCUCUCCCAGCUCCUCAUGGUCUAUGUGGGACUGGGCGCCGACAUCCUGGACAUCUUUGACACCUUCAAAGAACCCGAGGUCAAAACCAACCAAACCGUUGUCUACAUGGGCCUGGGCCUCUUCUCUUGGGCGCUCAUGCAGUUCCCUCUGGUGCUGACCCAGACACAACUCCCAGAGGCUGAGCCUCCGCAGAAGAGUGCGGCUGACCUCACCGGCCGCCCCGCGGCUCCGCUGUCGCCUGCCUCCUGCUGCUCCAGCGAAGUGUGGAGCCUGCUGCUCACCGUGGGACUCCAAGAUGGCCCGUUUCUGGUUUACCGGCUCUACCUCAUGGUGCGAGAGCAGGUGCUCAACCAGCUCAUGAUCUUCUUCACCUGCAAGAACAUCCUCAUCGUCCUCUUGGAGCUUUACAGGAUCUUUGUGGUGCAGUGCGCGCAGCGGAUGACAGGUGCUUUUGAGAUCCGCUGCUCCGCAGCCCAUAAAAACGGGAGGCUCUUUUUCGAGAGCCCACGAGGACCCAGAGACAUUCAAGCCGAGGCUCUGGGCUCCUGA
Messenger RNA from Cyclopterus lumpus (lumpfish), 1002 nucleotides. Its product is annotated as transmembrane protein 26. Bases 1 to 1002 code for a protein of 333 amino acids. The transcript is spliced from 4 exons. Lineage: Eukaryota; Metazoa; Chordata; Actinopteri; Perciformes; Cyclopteridae. The record is from RefSeq and is a predicted model, not a curated record.